This is a messenger RNA of Stegastes partitus (bicolor damselfish), 783 nucleotides long. RefSeq names its product LRAT domain containing 1 (gene lratd1). The record is from RefSeq and is a predicted model, not a curated record. Bases 1 to 783 code for a protein of 260 amino acids. NCBI's taxonomy places the organism in Eukaryota, Metazoa, Chordata, Actinopteri, Pomacentridae. The transcript has a single exon. Gene Ontology annotation, biological process: cell morphogenesis; cell motility.
AUGGGAAAUCAACUGGAUCGGAUCACCCACCUCAACUACAGCGAGCUGCCCACGGGGGAUCCGUCCGGGCUGGAGAAGGACGAGCUUCGGGUCGGCGUCGCCUACUUCUUCUCUGACGAAGAGGAGGAGGUGGAGGACCGCACUCCGUCCGACUGCGGCUUCACCAAGGACCUGAGCCCGGCCGAGGAGGGACCCUUCUCGGUCAGCGAGGUGGAGUACUCGGCCUUCUGCUCCCAGGAAUGCAUCUUCUCCAAGCUGCGGGAGAACGAGGACCUGAACGUGUACGCGGCCAAAACUUUGCUGACGAUGUGCAAACCGGGCGACCUGCUGGAGCUGGUGGCCGCCGCGCAGCCGCCCCACUGGGUCAUCUACGAGCAGGACGACCGGGUCAUCCACCUGCACAAGGGCGAGAUCCGCAAGGACAGCCUGCUUGAGAUCAGCAACGGCCGCCACGGCAGGAUAGCCAACAACCGGUACCGGUACCGGCCGCUGCCGCCGGACCUGGUGAUGCAGAACGCGGCGGGACACCUGGGCCUGCGCAGCGAGGAGAUUUGCUGGACCAACUCGGAAAGUUUCGCCGCCUGGUGCCGCUUCGGGAAGCGGGAGUUCAAGGCGGGCGGGGAGGCGCACUCGGCGGAGCAGCAGUACUUCCUCAAAGUGCACCUGUCCGGCAGCGGCGUGCACACGCUGGUGUUCCGCAGCCUGGAGGACAUGAUCCGGGAGCGGCGGCGGGUGGACGCCAGCGGGAUCCUCAAGGAGCUGGUGACCGGGGGCCAGCCGUGA